UCAUACCAUCUCAAAAGAGGGUGAAGAUGACUAUGAUGGCCCACCAGUACCCUUCCUGGAUCUUCAUCAAUGAGAGGACAUUCAUAACCAGGGAACAGCUUCAUUCUUUAUUGAAGACCUAUAACAUUUUUUAUGGGAACCAGGAAAAUUUGCAUAUUUUAUAUGGACAGACUGAAGAUGGGAAACUAAUUGUUGAAGGAAUGCUGGACAUUUUCUGGGGAGUGAAACGACCUAUACAGCUGAAAAUACAAGAUGACAAGCCAAUCUCUUCUUUCACUAUGUCAAAGUCACCAGAUGUCUUUUCUAACAAAGGAAUGACACGCUGGGGGGAAUUUGAUGAUCUUUAUCAUAUCAGUGAGCUGGAGAGGACCCAGAUUCCAUUGUCUGAAGCAAGCAAUUCCCAGGAAGACUAUUUAUCUUAUCACAGCAGUACUCUGAAGCCAUAUGCAUAUGAAGAACCAGAGUCCCCAUUGCUCUAUAGAACCAUGAGUGAAGCAGCCCUGGUAAAAAAAAGAAUGAAGCCUCCAAUGAUGGACCGAAAAGACAGACAGAGCCAUAGGGCCUCUAUUAAUGGACACUUCUAUAACCAUGAAACAUCAAUUUUCACCCCGGCCUUUGGAUCAGAAACCAAGGUCAGAAUAAACAGUACCAUGACAACUGAAGAAGUAAUAAAGCAACUUCUCCAAAAAUUUAAGAUUGAGAAUAGUCCUCAGGAUUUUGCUCUUUACAUUAUUUUUUCAACAGGAGAGCAGAGACGGCUAAAAAAGACAGAUAUCCCACUACUGCAAAGGCUUCUACAAGGACCUUCCAAAAACAACGCUCGAAUUUUUCUCAUGGAUAAAGAUGCAGAAGAAAUUAGCAGUGAUGUGGCGCAAUACAUUAACUUUCAUUUUUCCCUCUUGGAGUCCAUUCUUCAAAGAUUAAAUGAAGAAGAGAAAAGAGAGAUUCAAAAAACAAUAGCAAAAUUCCACACAGAAAAGGCCAUUAUACUGAAAUGUCUUCAAAGUAAACGGAAAGUAAAAACAGAGACGACAGUUUAG
This is a messenger RNA of Marmota flaviventris (yellow-bellied marmot), 1040 nucleotides long. NCBI's taxonomy places the organism in Eukaryota, Metazoa, Chordata, Mammalia, Rodentia, Sciuridae. The record is from RefSeq and is a predicted model, not a curated record.